Molecule: messenger RNA, 539 nt
Organism: Lacerta agilis (Sand lizard)
Lineage: Eukaryota; Metazoa; Chordata; Lepidosauria; Squamata; Lacertidae
Product: zinc finger and SCAN domain-containing protein 16-like
Exons: 1
Coding region: 68-535 (155 amino acids)
Source: RefSeq, a predicted model, not a curated record
GCCUGCACUUCUAAAUCCGACAGUCAGAACUUGGUGAAAGAAAAACCUUUAGGAUUCCUUCCUAAAGAUGGAUGAGCAAGACUCAGCUGGCCCUGGAGAAGGAAGAGGCCAUGCUAUGGAAACAGUGGGGAGUCAUGGGGGAUUCUGGGAAAACUCCAUGCAGAAGAUCCUGGGUGAGGAGGACACCCUUCGCUCAGAGGUGCAGAGCCGGCCGUCCAGCUGGUUCUGCUACCUGGAAGCCAAAGGACCUCGAGAAGUUUGCAGCCGACUCUACCACCUUUGCCACCAGUGGCUGAAGCCAGAAAGACACACGAAAGCUGAGAUGCUGGACCUGGUGAUCUUGGAGCAGUUCCUGGAUGUCCUUCCCCCGGAGAUGGAGAGCUGGGUGAGGGAAUGUGGAGCAGAGACCAGUUCCCAGGCAGUGGCCCUGGCCGAAGGAUUCCUCCUGAGUCAGGCAGAGGAGAGGAAGCAGGUGAGAGAGACUUUCCUCUGGAUCCUCCCAAGGGGCUCCAAACAGGAGGGAGAAGAUCCCUAAAUCC